Molecule: messenger RNA, 2995 nt
Organism: Sceloporus undulatus (fence lizard)
Lineage: Eukaryota; Metazoa; Chordata; Lepidosauria; Squamata; Phrynosomatidae
Gene: SLCO2A1
Product: solute carrier organic anion transporter family member 2A1
Exons: 14
Coding region: 107-2017 (636 amino acids)
Biological process (GO): sodium-independent organic anion transport; prostaglandin transport; transmembrane transport
Cellular component (GO): membrane
Molecular function (GO): protein binding; prostaglandin transmembrane transporter activity
Source: RefSeq, a predicted model, not a curated record
CUCUUUCCUCCAGGCGCAUGGGAGGCAGGCAGAGGCAGAGGCCACAAGAGCUGCCCCUGAGGAAGAGGAGCCCCAGAAGCCGAGCCCUGGCCCCGGGGAGCCCGCCAUGGGAGUCCAGCCCGAGCAGAGCAAGGCGCCCCGGAAUGCAGAGCCCCCUCCCGCCCUCCAGCUCUGCUCCGGGAGCAUCUUCUGCAACAUUAAGAUGUUUGUACUUUGCCAUGGCCUCCUACAACUUGCCCAGCUCCUCUACAGUGCCUACUUCAAGAGCAGUCUGACAACCAUUGAAAAACGCUUCGGCCUCUCCAGUUUGUCCUCUGGCUUUAUUUCCAGUUUACAUGAGAUUGGCAAUGUUGUCCUUAUCAUCUUUGUGAGCUACUUUGGCAGCCGAGUUCACCGACCUAGGAUCAUUGGUCUGGGAGGCCUCCUGUUGGCUCUGGCAGCAUUCCUUCUGACACUUCCUCAUUUCCUCUCAGCGCCAUAUGAAUACUCUCAAACAAUCAUCAUUAACAGCACCACCACCACCAGAAAUGAGAUCUGCAAUGGUGAUUAUAAAUGUCCAAAUGCCACCGUGAAAACCCAGGCAGAAGGCGGCACAAUGUGGGCAAUAAUGGUAGUUGCUCAGCUGUUGGCAGGAAUUGGGACAGUCCCCAUCCAGCCUUUUGGGAUCUCUUAUGUGGAUGACUUUGCUGAGCCAAACAAUUCUCCCUUGUACAUAGCACUCUUAUUUGCCAUUGCAGUGUUUGGCCCAGCUUUUGGUUAUUUGCUUGGCUCUGCAGCACUGAAAAUAUUUGUGGACUUUGGGAGAGUUGACCUGAAGGAUGUGAACUUGGUCCCAGGAGACCAGCGCUGGAUUGGAGCAUGGUGGCUGGGACUUCUCAUUGCCUCUGGCUGUUUGCUGCUUACUUCUAUUCCCUAUUUCUUCUUCCCUCGAUAUAUGCUUAAAGGAAGGCAUUUGGAAUAUGAGGUGGACAUACUAAAGAAGAUUGAGAAAACCAGGGCAGAGGAAGGCUCCUUGGUGGAUUUUACUAAAAAAUUCCCACGAGGCUUCCUAAAGCUGUUCUUCAACCCACUCUUCAUGUUGCUGGUCUUGGCCCAGUGUAGCUUUUCCUCUGUUAUUGCCGGCCUCUCUACUUUCCUGAACAAAUACUUGGAGAAACAGUUUGGUACCACCUCUUCUUAUGCAAACUUUCUCAUUGGAGCUGUGAACUUGCCUGCAGCGGCUCUCGGAAUGCUCUUUGGAGGCCUCAUCAUGAAGCGGUUUGGCUUCUCCCUCAAAGCCAUUCCACGAUUCUCCAUUGUUGUGCUACUCCUGUCCACACUGUGCUGCCUCCCUCUCUUCUUUAUGGGCUGUUCCACACAGAAAGUGGCUGGAGUUUAUCCAGCCAGUUCCCAAGAAAAGGACCAGUGCAGCCAACAAUGCUCCUGCUCCAAGCAUCUCUUUCAUCCAAUCUGUGGAGACAAUGGUGUGGAGUACCUCUCCCCCUGCCAUGCUGGUUGCGCCAAUUUUUUCUCUAAUUCUUCCACACCCAAGAUUGUGAUCUACACAAACUGCUCCUGUAUUGAUGCCAAGAAUGGACAGUCCUCAGCAAGGACUGGAUCAUGUCCACUGAGCUGUGCCCACCUGCUACUGCCUGUUAUAUUCCUCAUCUCAUUCGCUGCACUGAUUGCCUGCCUGUGUCACAAUCCUCUGUACAUGAUGGUGCUACGGGUGGUGAACUAUGAAGAAAAGUCAUUUGCCAUUGGAAUCCAGUUCCUGUUGAUGAGAUUGAUUGCCUGGUUGCCAGCUCCUGCUCUGUUUGGUUUUCUCAUCGACACCUCAUGCAUCUGGUGGAGCAAAAGAUGUAACAAGAGUGGUGGAUCAUGUUUUUACUAUGACAAUAACUUCCUCCGUAGCAGGUACUUAGGUCUCCAAGUGGGUUACAAAAUUGUUGGGAUUCUUCUGUUAUCCCUCAUCAGCUGGAAGCUGACAAAAAAAAAGGAAUACAGUGUCCAAGACAAAGCUGCUGGCCUGGUGUAGCUCUGUACUGCAAGAUCCAGCUGGAAUGCCAUUUUGUACCAUAUCUGUAUUUACUUAACAGUACUUUACCCUUGUGGCUUCUCCUUUUAUUUUAUUUUAUUUUAUUUUAUUUUAUUUUAUAUAAUAAGGGAACAAUAUCAUUUUAGCAGCUGAAUAUAGAACUCUGGCAUUAUCAGCUUCCACACCAGGUAGUCAAGCUAAAAGGACUCAUCUUUGUUCAUAAAUGGAAAAAACGCAGGACUUCUGAUGACCAAGUAUCUAAUCAGUGUUAAAAGACUCGGUGCAGCAUCCUCAUCUCUCAAGAGAAAUUCACCCUGAACUGAAAGAUUGCACAGAGUUAGGAAAAAGACCCCCCAACAUGCUAUGGCCAUGCUGUCACUUGUGGGAUUCCAUUUCUGUUUUCCACAGCUAUCCUGACAUGCUGAGGAAAUGGAUAGUAUUCCUGUUGUUGUUCUCCCUUCUCUUAAUGGAUAGGUCAAAUAGUUGAGGGGAAAGGCAGCCAAAUCUCUUGAGAAACAUUGGACCUCUGGAAAUGGUGAAUGAAAACUGUUAAGCGUGAGAUGGUUUAGAAGUUUGCUGAGGAGGGAGUAGUCCUGUUUACAAACAAUUCCUUGUACUGACUAAGUUGAUCCAGUGUGCUGUAUUGUAUCCAGGUUAACCAGGGAUAGGAAACCUACCAUCCUCCAAGUGUUUUGGAUUGUGAUUCCCAGGGUUCCUGGCCACUGGCCAUGGUGGAUGGAGUUUAUGGGAGUUGUAGUCCAAAAUAUCAGGAUGACACUACAAUUGUCUUUCCUGGGCCAAGGCAUGGAAUCAGAGAAGGAGAUGAGGUUGUAACAGCUCAGCCUGCCCUGACUUUCAUGCCUUCUCUUCUCAUCUAUUACACAGGUCAGAGUGGACAUAAGCUCCACUUAUUGUAUAAAGUUAGUGUUUGUGAUAUAUUGAAUUUUUAAAUAAAAGCAAUUUUCCAGUUUCUUCAUA